This is a messenger RNA of Penicillium brasilianum, 810 nucleotides long. Lineage: Eukaryota; Fungi; Ascomycota; Eurotiomycetes; Eurotiales; Aspergillaceae. The record is from the annotation of a GenBank genome assembly.
AUGGCCAACCGUCUAUUUGGGGCGAUCUCUCAUAUUCCUUACCUGCCCAAAAUCAUUACCGCUCCAAGACUGAUCUUCGCUCGCCCUAUUUCGACGAUCCAGAAAAUGCCGGAGUCUUGUGACCUGUUCGAGUAUACGUCCGGACGAUGGAUAUACAAUGAUGAUUUACGACACCGCGAGAGAAGACGUGUUUUCAAUGUUUCUGAACUUAAGCGCCUUGCUGCCUUAGCAAUUCAGCAGGAAGAAGUCGAUGUCAUCGGAUUCGAAAAACUUGCGGAGGGGGGCUUCAACCGAAGUUUUUUGAUCACUAUGCGAGAUGGCUACCGAUUCGUUGCACGGAUUCCUUAUCCGGCUACUGAGCCAAACCUCCUCGUGGUCGCGAGCGAAGUUGCAAUGCUAGAAUUUUUACGUGCUCAUGAUAUUCCAGUGCCGAAGGUUUUAGGCUACUCCGCAGUUGCAAAUAAUCGCGCUGGUACAGAAUACAUCUUCAUGGAGCCCGUGAGAGGGCAAAAUCUGGGGGGUAUUUGGUAUACCUUGUCUGAACGGGAGAGAAGAGAAUUAGUUGCACGAAUCGUGCAGCUAGAGUCUCGUUUAUUCGAGUUACAAUUCCCAGCGAGCGGAAGUCUCUAUUUCUGCAAAGAUUACCAGAUAAUUAUGCCCGAGUCCUUGUCCCAGGCCCCGAAUCGACCCACCCCCUCUGCAUUGGCCCUGAUACUUCGCUGGAAUUGUGGCACGGGAAAAGACUCAACUUAUCAGUUGAGCGCGGCCCAUACAGAGAUCCUUCGGCAGUUCUUGCUGCCGGUGCCUUGA